AUGGGCAAAUCAGAAGAAGCAGGAGUCGUUGUUGACUCUCCCUCCGACGAUGUCGAUCUCUCCGCCAAAGAGGUGUUUGGGAAUGAAGCCCGUCUUGCUACCGAGAUCGAGCAUAGCAUGACCUUCUUCGAAGGCGUGAGGCUUUACCCUGCUGCCGUAGGAUGGUCUGCUUUCUUCUCGCUCGGUAUCAUAAUGACGGCCUUUGAUCCUCAGCUUCUUGGCAGCUUGUAUGCCGAGAGCGCGUUCCAGAAAGAUUUCGGUUAUCUCUUCGAGGGGAGCUAUAUCAUCAGUGCUCCCUGGCAAACUGCCUUGGGGAUGGGCAAUCCCAUCGGACAAGUAGUUGGCGCUGUCCUCGUCGGAUAUCCAAUGGAAUGGUGGGGUCGCAGGAAAACCUUCGCAGCCUGCGUGUCUCUCACAGCCUGUUUUGUCUUCAUGCAAUUCUUCACUCGCUCAAUCGUCGUUCUACUCGUCGGAGAACUCAUCGGUGGUCUCAUUCUGGGAACAUAUACGACAAUUGCCCCCACCUAUGCAUCCGAAGUCUGUCCCAUGGCAUUCCGAGGUCAUCUUACAGCUUAUAUCAAUCUCUGUUUUGUGACCGGACAGCUGCUUGCGAGUGGGGUUAUAGCAGGGACAUCCAAAUUGAACAAUCACUGGGCUUACAGUGCACCAUUCGCUCUGCAAUGGCUUUGGCCUAUCAUUAUCUUGGCUGGCAUGCCUUUUGCACCCGAGUCUCCGUGGUGGCUGAUUCGACAAGGAAGACUCGAGGAAGCAGAGAAAGCACUGAUUCGACUUUCAUCUCCUAGCAUCGAUAACAAGUUGACCUUAGCAAUGAUGAUCGAAACAGACAAGCUAGAGCUUGAGAUGCAAACAGGAACCACCUAUUGGGAUUGUUUCAACAAAGCCAAUUGGCGGAGAACAGAGAUAUCAAUCGGAGUAUAUGCCACUCAAGUUUUCAGCGGUAUUUACCUUGUUGGAUUCGCCGCACUUUUUUUCAAUCUAAUCGGACUCGACAACGACAAAUCCUUCGAUAUGAGCGUCGGCUUCCUAGCAGUAGGCUGGGUAUCCACCGUCGCAUCCUGGGUCGCCAUCUCAAAAUGGGGACGCCGACGAAUUUACAACAUCGGCCUUCUCGUGAUGACAAUCCUGAUGUUCAUCAUCGGAUUCUUGGAUCUUGCUCCUGACUACGCUCAACACAAGAGUAUUGUUUGGGCACAAUGUAUUCUAUUGAUAAUCUGGAAUGGUGUCUUCGACAUCUCCAUCGGUCCCGUAGCUUAUGUCCUCUUCUGCGAAGUCUCCGCUACAAAAGUCCGCACCAAAACUAUCGCUGUAGCUACUGCUGCGCAAGCAAUGGUUGGUAUCAUCAUGACGGUUGCUAUUCCCUACAUGAUAGAUCCCGAUUCCGCGAAUUGGAGAGGAAAGAUUGGAUUUUUCUUCGGUGGUUUGUCAGUGCUUUGUUUGAUCUGGGCAUAUUUCAGGAUCCCAGAAACGAAAGGGAGGACGUAUGAGGAGCUAGAUCUGAUGUUUGAGCGGAAAGUUAAGACAAGGGCGUUCAAACAUUAUAAGAUCAAAUAA
This is a messenger RNA of Mollisia scopiformis, 1572 nucleotides long. RefSeq names its product sugar transporter. Gene Ontology annotation, biological process: transmembrane transport; carbohydrate transport. Gene Ontology annotation, cellular component: membrane. NCBI's taxonomy places the organism in Eukaryota, Fungi, Ascomycota, Leotiomycetes, Helotiales, Mollisiaceae. Bases 1 to 1572 code for a protein of 523 amino acids. The record is from RefSeq and is a predicted model, not a curated record. Gene Ontology annotation, molecular function: carbohydrate:proton symporter activity. The transcript has 5 exons.